Molecule: messenger RNA, 1272 nt
Organism: Wasmannia auropunctata (little fire ant)
Lineage: Eukaryota; Metazoa; Arthropoda; Insecta; Hymenoptera; Formicidae
Product: transmembrane protein 50A
Exons: 4
Coding region: 121-594 (157 amino acids)
Biological process (GO): protein targeting to vacuole; late endosome to vacuole transport via multivesicular body sorting pathway
Source: RefSeq, a predicted model, not a curated record
CUAUUGCGUGUGUAUGUUGAUAUCUGUCAUAUCGUUUGUAAGGUUAGCUGUCGAACCGCGAUUACCGCGAACAGUCCGCGGAAUUCCUGGGUUUUUCUCCGAGAGCCGCCGCUGACGAGGAUGACGUCCUGUUUCGAGAACAUGCAGGUGCCGUCCUGCGUCUGGUUCGAGGGCGGCGAGAAGAGGAACGCGCUCGUCUCGAUGCUCGCGGGCACCCUGUUUUUCGUAGGAUGGUGGUUUAUAAUAGACGCGCAUGCGAAAUACCCGAGUGAAAUGUCAAACGCGUACCACGUUUGCGGAGUGUUCGGUACCAUAUCUCUCUUCAUGGUCAAUUCAGUGACAAACGCGCAGAUAAGGGGAGAAGCUUACAAUGGCGGUUGUUUAGGAGCAAGAGGUGCUCGGAGCUGGCUGUUUAUCGGCUUCGUUAUGGGAUUUGCAGCGGUAAUAGCAGCCUGUUGGAUCUUGUUUGCCAACUUUGUAGCAGAAGGCGCACCACAUCAUUGGCCGGGUGUAGGAUUGUUCUUGCAGAAUGUGUUUAUUUUCCUGGGCUCGCUCACGUAUAAAUUCGGUCGAUCUGAGGAUCAAUGGGGUUAAUGGAUGCGUACCAUGGUGAAGAAUAUUUUUAUUACCGCAUAGUCAAAUCAAGAGCACCAGGUGAAGCUCGGCUGAUGGGGGGGCGGGGGAGCGGGGGAGGGGAGACCUCGUAACAUCAACAUACCUUGUACCGCUUCGAGCGUGAAAUCCAAUUAAUUCGCAGUAAAUUAUUCUUAUUGUAAACGUUUCCGUGUACACGCGGCAAUUCUUAUUUAUAUCCACCGCGGAAUCGCGUGGAAAAGACAGAUAGCGAUUACACGUUACAAAUAUGCUAUAUAUGUAUACAUAUAUGAGAUUUUACUGUAAAGGUAAGGAGAUUAGAGGCCUGUUCUUCGUAGCUGAACUGCUGCACUAGUUCACAGUUUGUCUUUCUCUUUCUACAUUGGAAGAAGAAAGCUAAAUUCUGAACUAGUGCAGCCAGUUCAGCUAUAAAGAACAGGCCUUAGAUUAUCGAUCUUUUUUGUGUGAUAGAAUUAUACACUACUUACGCUACGCUAAUAAUUUUAAAUCGCAUCGGUAAACUUUUUCGAUCUGUGCGCCAUCAAAAAAAAAAAAUCCCAUAUUUAUACACCUUUCUCAUCUCGUUUCGUUGGUAUCUUAUAUUUGAUACUUUUACAAGAAAGAUAAUCACAAGUGUCUGAUAUCGAAGUUAAAUAAAUGAACUAUGUUCCAAGAAAA